AUGAGGGCUCUACAAGUUCGCCAGAUAAAGCGAUCUUCCAUUAAGGUAUCUGCGACGGCAGAUGAAAAGCGCCCGGCAGCAAAUGACCGGGUGACGUCGGUGCUCGCUAUGGUAACGCUUGCGGCGUGCUCAAUGCAGAUUACUAGAUUCCAAAAUGCAUGGGUAUCUGACGACGACUCUAGAAUCACAAGAGAAGACAUUGUCGUGACUGUCAACGGCGUUUCUUACGAAGCACGCGCUAUUGAGGACAUGAAGAAGUGGCACAUGAUGAUCCAAAGGUUUGCCGACAUCGAUGCGGCAGUAGAGUGGGCACUCGGUAUUACCUGGCAGCCUGAGGUGAUAUCCAUCGCCAAGGACGAACCUAUCAUGGAGCCGAGACAAGCUGCACUGCGGUUGAAGAUGAUUCGAGUGCUGCAUGCCGAUUACUUCCUCACGACAUUUUGUGGGAAGCAGGAUAUUGAAGAGGAAUGUCUGGACCGCGCGACGCGUCGAAUGAUUCGGCUGCACCGAGGAAGAGCGCCUACCAGUCUAAGAUGCGUUUCAUGUGCUGUCGAGCGAGCGCCUCCCUUUGCUGCUGAUAGCGGUGAACGUCGAUGGGAAUCAUUGCAAUGUCGUGACAGGAUUAAGCAGCUAAAAGCUGUUGCCGUCAAGGAGAUAUUCCCACUCCUACCAGGGCGCGAGACUGGAUACAAGUUUGCUGUCUUUCCGUCGAUGACCCAAGUCGACAACUACAAUUGCGGCCUAUUCGUCCUCAUCUUCUUCGAAGCUAUGCUAUCCGGUUCAUCGGUAAGUGACAUCGAUGACGACGACGACAGAAAGGAGUUAAUGCAGCUCUUCAGGCCAGCGAGUUUCCGGAAUGUAGCAAAGAGACCCGGAGGAUGUACUCCGAAAUUCAACACCCGUCAACGGAGCCAGCGCACCAACAUUAUCGCAGCAAAGAAGUCUGUGAAGCUUCCGGCCGUCCACCGGCAGCAACUCCACACCGCGUCCAGGGUCUCGCCAGCCUACACGACGCUCUGCGUCUGGUCCGCGCCUGGGAGCUCCACGCUCAGCAGCUCCGCCGCCUCCUCAAUGAAGCAGCAGGUUGUCACCUGGAACGGCAGCCAGCGUCGCGCCUCUUUGACCUUGUACACGCCGACGUCCAGCUUUCAGGUCUUGAGGCGGUCCACGAGCACCCGCAACACGCGCAGAAUCGACAGCAAACUCUCGCCCAGACUCACCAGCACCGCCACGACUUGCUUGUUUACUGCGACCGCUGCCCACGUACUAGAUGGCCAGACGGCUGAGCAACUACAGGCGGUGGCAGCUCCGACGCCGCUGCAACCGGCAGCGCCGCCUCUAGUUGCUCGACGAGGUGCUGGCUGGGUAGAUGCAUUGACGGUAAUAGCGAGCAGCUUCUCGCGUAGCUGCCCGACGCGGCAUCAUCCAGAACAGUCGGCAGUUGGCGCUACCGUUCGCGCACACGUGGGCAUUCCGGACGAGCUCAUAGCGAUGCCACUGCUGCGUGUCUUCGAUUCUGGUUCACUACUUGUACUUCGUUUCAUCGUCAUCUUCCUGGGACGCUCCUGCGAGGAAGCCCUUGAGGGGAGCUGCGGACCCACAUACUUAGUCCAAAAUGACGUGGCUAUCACGCACAGUUUUUCUGCCUGA
Molecule: messenger RNA, 1650 nt
Organism: Phytophthora sojae
Lineage: Eukaryota; Oomycota; Peronosporomycetes; Peronosporales; Peronosporaceae
Exons: 5
Coding region: 1-1650 (549 amino acids)
Source: RefSeq, a predicted model, not a curated record